CGACAACUGCACCAGUCGCAUGAGGCCUGUAAACAACACCUGUCGUUGCGUCGUCAUGAGGGGUCGGACUCCGAAGCUGAGGUGGAACAGGUGCUGAAGGCGACGGACCGGUUGUUUGUGAGUGGAAGUCGAGACACCACUCUUCGCCUGUGGAAUGCUCGCACUGGCCACGAACGACGAGUUGGUUGGUUGGUAGCCCUUGUUGGAUCAGGGGUCCCCGGCGGAGUCCAAACUGGGUGCAGUUGGGAGACAGAGAAAAACCGCGACCUCAGCCGGCUUGAGCCAAAGGUCCACGGGGCUGAGUUGGGUGCCUGGCCGGGAACUGCAGGCGAAGAGAUGACGGCAGUCAUGCGGCCGAGACGCCGCAGUCAGGACAGCUGUCGGGUAUGGACGGGUCGAGCUGGUGUUGGUACUGGCGAAGAGCAUGCAGUAGCCACUGUGUAG
Dibothriocephalus latus is the source of this 444-nucleotide messenger RNA. Lineage: Eukaryota; Metazoa; Platyhelminthes; Cestoda; Diphyllobothriidea; Diphyllobothriidae. The record is from the annotation of a GenBank genome assembly.